UUUUGUAAACUUCCGGUAUACAUGUGGGUUUUCAUCGACAAAGUUUUACGUUAAAAUACUUUGAUAUUUUAACAAUGUUGCGCAGGUCAUUAAAACGGAAAACAGAACAAACAAAAGGUGUUAUCGUUAAUAAGAGGGAAUCUCAGAAACACAAACACAAGAAGAAGAUACUCGGCCACACUGAGAAAGAAGACCGUGUUGAACAGCUUCUCAAAGGAAUUGUUUUUGGAAACAGUGAAGAACUGGUAGACAAAUUGGGAGACACUUCCAAGCAGAAAAAGAUAAAAAAGAAAAUUCCAUGUCUGGAAGAGGAACGAAAGCCGGCAUGGGAGGAUGAAGAUGAUGAGUCUAAUAUUUUGAUGACUGGAGGGGACCGGUCUACUGUCUUAAAGCAUGGCGAGACUACAACACAAAAGACGUACAUAAACAGAUUGGAGGGGCGGUUUAAGAAGGUUGUAUCCAUACCGGACUGGGCCCAGCUAGGAUAUAAAAAAUCUAAUUCUGAUGAUGAGGACAGUGAUGUAGAAGAUGUACUCCGCAGAACGGGAGACUACCUCUCCAAUCCAUCGAGUCUGCAGAAUGGGCGCAUUCAGAUCAAAGAUUGUACAAACGCUAACACGGAGUGCCCAACGAAGGGUAAACUGACCUCAGUGGAGUUUCACCCGACGGCUCAAGUUAUUUUAACAGCAGGCAUGGAUCGGUGUUUGAAUCUUUUUCAAGUCGAUGGUAAAACAAAUCCUAAAAUCCAAGGUGUGUUCUUUGAUGACUUCCCCAUUUCUACAGCUCACUUCAGCAACUCUGGUCAAGAAGUAGUUCUUGGAUCAUGGUUGAGGACGUUCUUCUGCUAUGAUAUGAUUGCUGGAAAAAUCAUCAAUAUCCCCCAAAUCAAAGGUCUGGAGGGAGAUAGCAUGGCACAGUUUAAGGUAUCACCUGAUGGGCAGUUCCUAGUAUUCCUUGGCACAUAUGGCUGCAUUCACAUCCUAAGUGCAAAGUCCAAAGAAUGGAUCCAGACAUUGAAAAUGAAUGGAAAUGUGAUGAGUAUAGCUUUUAACAGUGAUGGUUCAAAAAUGUAUUCCUUUGGAGAUGAAGGAUGUGUUUAUGUUUGGGAUAUGAAGACUCUUGACUGUGUGCACAAGUUCUAUGAUGAUGGGUGUUUCCGUGGAACCACAAUAGCCGUGUCACCCAACAACCAGUACAUCUCCUGUGGUGGUAAAAACGUGUUCCGCCAUCUUUGUUUGACACCUCUGUCUGUAUCAUUUUGUAAGCUCUUAUUUGAUUGGAUCACACGAUUUUGUGUAAACAACAACCAUGGACUACAGAACUGUUUCUUUCUGAGUGGGGGAAAACACGGAUUAAACAUGCUUUAAUGAGUUUAUUAUUUGCUGUCCAGUGAAUAAUUAAAUUACUUAUAUGCAGUGAUAUGUUGUUACAGCUUGAAUUGUUUAUUUUCUUGUUAUGAUUUAUCAGUGCUAAAUUAGUUUUGCACGGCAUGGAAGACGUUAGUUAGCAUUACUAUAAUGAUUACCGUGUCUGUAAUAAUUAAAGGGGAAGAAAAUAUAAUGAAAAAGAAAAGCACAAGUCUAUUUGUUGACAGUAUUAUUGAAAUCAAUACAAUGUACAACUGGAUAAAAGAUGACUUCGGCUUAUACACGAGGCCAAUGAUUUUUAUACCUGAUAUUUAGGGUCAAACUAAGAGGUUGGCUAAUACACGGCAAUAUACGGUAUUAUUAAUUGUUGUUUUGUUUUGUUUUUUGUUUUGGGGGGGGGGGCAUUAUCUGUUUGCUGACACCAGUUUGUUUGGCAUUAUGCAAUAAAUUGAAUUGAAUUGACAUUGUUCGGAAAAAGGACAUGUCAUGCACCCAGUUUAUUUGUCGCAGGGAGAAUGCAAAGUGACGUCAUUCGAAUUAAAAAAUAAUGCCGCCAAUAUUACACUAGUUAGAUAUUGAGUAAUUGUUAUGACAUGAAUAAAAUCUUACACUGGUGUGUAAUAAACAUAAUUAUGCCGCAAAGAAAGCUAAAUAUAAUGAAUUGUAUUUACAUUUGAAAACAUACUCAAUGUGGUCAUUAUUAUAAAACAAGCAACAUGUACAAAAUGACAACUUAUUGAUUUCUACUGAGAAAAAUACUGAAUUAUUAUACCAGCCUCUAAAAAAUUUACAUUUGGUUGAUACUGUAUUUAUUGAUUAAGCAAACAUUUCUCACAACUCACUUGAUUAACCCAUUACAACCCUGUAAAUGAUGUCGUAAACUUAAUGCAUUGCUGGAAACCGGAUUAUGCAGUACUAGAUAUGCAUCAGAGAUGAGAAAUUCAAAACUGUUUUCCGAGGCCUCUUUUUUAAGUGGUUAUGCCAAUAUCCUUUCUGCUGUGAAGCAUGUAUUUCUUAUUUCAAUAGUACCAGGCUUUCUUACUUAGUUUUUCA
Molecule: messenger RNA, 2420 nt
Organism: Gigantopelta aegis
Lineage: Eukaryota; Metazoa; Mollusca; Gastropoda; Neomphalida; Peltospiridae
Product: U3 small nucleolar RNA-associated protein 18 homolog
Exons: 12
Coding region: 75-1367 (430 amino acids)
Biological process (GO): rRNA processing
Cellular component (GO): Pwp2p-containing subcomplex of 90S preribosome; small-subunit processome
Molecular function (GO): protein binding
Source: RefSeq, a predicted model, not a curated record